AUGAUUCAGAAUAUUGAGAAGACAGCCCUGCUCUCUGAGCAUGCCAAUCUGCUUAUUACUGAGAUGAAACCCGAGACAGCAGAUCAGAAAAUGCGGGAUUUUGAGGCACAGGUUGACCUGGCUGAGAAGGAGCAGCAGAAACCCUUCUCUGAGAAGAUAGCAGAGAGAGAUUUUGAGAUGAUUAUCAUCUCAGAUGAGGAGGAGAAGAAGAAGAAGAAGAAUGAGAAGUGA
Messenger RNA from Blastomyces dermatitidis ER-3, 231 nucleotides. RefSeq lists its product as uncharacterized. Bases 1 to 231 code for a protein of 76 amino acids. NCBI's taxonomy places the organism in Eukaryota, Fungi, Ascomycota, Eurotiomycetes, Onygenales, Ajellomycetaceae. The transcript has a single exon. The record is from RefSeq and is a predicted model, not a curated record.